Messenger RNA from Anopheles darlingi, 1281 nucleotides. Its product is annotated as arrestin domain-containing protein 17-like. Gene Ontology annotation, biological process: protein transport. NCBI's taxonomy places the organism in Eukaryota, Metazoa, Arthropoda, Insecta, Diptera, Culicidae. The transcript is spliced from 2 exons. The record is from RefSeq and is a predicted model, not a curated record. Gene Ontology annotation, cellular component: cytoplasm. The coding region runs from base 25 to 1281 and encodes 418 amino acids.
UUAGCGAACGCAAUUCGUGCAAGCAUGGGCAAGGACAAGAAGAAGGAUAAAACAUCGAAGCACAUCAAGUGUGAUGUACUGUUUGAUAAUAAUCCGCAAGGAGUGUUCCGGGCCGGCGAUACCGUUAGUGGUACGGUCGAGAUUCAGCUGGACAAACCGAAGAAAGUGCGAGGGAUCGCGCUGCGUAUCAGCGGAUUCGCCCAGACCAACUGGAACGCGAAGGUGAAAGGAACGACCGAGAAGGCAAAAAAGAAAAACAAAAAAACGCAUUUCAGUGGCCGCGAGGACUACUUUGGUACCAUCACGUACUUCGUUGGAUCGGAUGUAGGUAAUCCGCUCGAGGUACCGGCCGGUGUGCACCGGUAUCCCUUCUUCUGCGUCAUACCGGCCACGGUACCGACCUCGAAGGAGGGCAAGUAUGGUCACAUCCGCUACUUGGUGAAGGUGUCACUGGAGCGUCCCUGGAAGUACGAUCACGUGUUCCAGAUGCCAUUCAUCGUCCAGAGUCAUGCCGAUCUGAAUGUUGCCCAGGACCGCAUGCUGGUGCCGACACGGGCCGAGGUGAUACAAUCGUUUUACUUCGGUCUAACGGAUCCGUUGAUUGUGACCGCCACUACACCCCGUACCGGUUAUGCACCGGGUGAGGUGAUCGAGGUAUCGGUCCAUGUCAACAAUCAGAGUAGCGUCGAUGUGCGUGACAUACAGAUCAAGUUCCAGCGCAUAGACACGUUCCUUAGCCAGGUUCCGACGGAGCAAGAGCAUCUGGAGCACACGGUGCUGGAGGAGCGUACCAUUGCCCGGGUAGCCCGCCGGAAUGAUGCCGUGUUCGAGGAGAACAUACUGAUCGGUUCAACGGUUCCAUCGGACGAUGAGCGGUGUAAGAUCAUCCGGACACGGUACGAGGUCACGAUCUUGGUGCGACCCGUUCGAUCACGAAAGAAGCUACUCCUUACGCUGCCGCUCGUCAUCGGAACGGUCGGUCUACCGGCGAGCAUCUAUCCGAUGCAAAUGCUAGCGAAGGAACGGGAAGCACUUGGCCUGAACGCGGUUACCGAGGCUGGGCUUGCUGAUGUAGCAGGACCGAGUGGAAUCGCCACGUCGUUUGAACUACCUCCUCCACCGUAUAGAGAGGAUUCACAACCCUCCUCACCUACGGCUAGGGUUUUUUCUCCCACCGAUAUGGACGACGAUGAAGCCGCUGCCACAGCGCCACCGACGGAACAUGAGUUCGAGAAGGGCUCCGAACCGUACACGCCGCGUGACUUUGAUGAGCACGAUUAA